UGUGAGGUUUACGUUUCGCGAAAGCGAUUGCUUGUUAGCUAAAGCGCGUAAACUAUUAUCGUUUUAGGGAAAAAUACGAUAAGAACUAUAUCGUUGUUCAUGUUUGAGGAUAGCUAUGCCGUUUGGCAUAUGUACAAAACCUUUAAAAGAUGAUUUGACAAAGUAUCUUCCUAUACUUGUCGAAAUACCAGACAAAUCUUGCAUAGAAGUGACGCUGUCGAAAGACGCCAUAGGGCUAGAGUGUUUGGAGAGUGUGACGAAGGAACUUGGUCUACACGAGGUAAGUCCUAGCUUUAGAUUUACACUCUUAUGGCGGUUCCGCUGUGGCUGAGUGUCUUCGAUGUUAGUUGAACACUCUUUGGUACUUUGCUGUAGCUAGAGCACACUUAAAUUAUUUUGAUUUGUGUUCAGAAUAUCUUCAACUCAGGCAUUUCCAUGUUGUUGUACUUUUGCAUGUGCCUGGAUUUAAGAUUUCUCUUGUGUAGUGGAUGAAAGUGUUGAGUGAAUUUUCUGGUUUUAUUCCGUUUACUGCUAUAUAAGCGGGAUACUUUGCAUUAUAUGUAUUUAACUGAACAGAUGAUUAAUCAAGCAUUUAUCGAACAUCGGUCGAGAUAUUUUUACUGUAUGUUAAAUUUUGCGCUGCAUCGAUCAAACCUCAAUUAUUAAGGAAGCGAAAGCACUUGAAAAAAGAGCGAGGUCAACAUUCUACACCACGUUGACCUGUCUUACUUUUAUUUGUGGGGUUUACCACCAUUUAUUUGUAACUAUACUUAGUUUAGACGGACAACAAAUUAAUGAAAGAGAGGUCACUUGAUAAAGAGAUCACCUGCAGCUUAAGAUGCCAAGUAAAUAAAACAAGACAUUAAAGCGGUAAUUGUGGGAGUUAAAGUAUUUCAAUAAUGGACUUGAAAUGAAUCUAGAAUUAAGGAUCAAUAUAACAUAAUGCAUCAAGUGGAAAAUUUCAGAAUUCUGUAAAUCUGUUGAGCUAAGAGUGCACCAACAAAUGAAAGUAGACCAAUAAUAACUCUUAGUUUUAAUGAAAGCUUAUCAUUGACCAAAUUGAAAUUUCGAAAUUGAAUGGCUUCUUGGAGGAAAAUAACUAGUACAUGUGCAAGUUAGGUUUGUUUUCUUUUUCCCUCUGCUUCUAAUGUCUACUAGUUUGGUGUGCUGUUGCUAGCUCAAAAUUGCAGUAGGUGAGCUUUGAGUAUUGAUUUUUAAUUUAUUUUCAGGAAGCAAAGUAAUUUUUACACUAUAAGAUGCAAUUGAUGAGUCUAACAGCUUUCAUGAUGUUGAAUAAGAGCAAUCUGAUUUAUUAUAUUUUUGGUUUCACAGCAGGGUUGUCUGACUUAACCUUGGCCUUGUAUGAAUGCUGGAGUAAACCUGAGCCCUGGGUUUGAAAUAACCACUAUGGCUUUAAUUUGACGGCUUGGCAUUGAUAGAAGUUGCAGCCUUUAUUUGCAUUUGAAUUAAGAUGCAAUUUGUUUAUUUGAUACAUUAAAAUGAUGGAAGGAAAAGAAAAAAAAAUGAAACUAAUAAUCCAGUUAUCCCCAUGGGUCCUAAUGGUGAUCAUUUAUAAAAAAUAGAUCUGAAAACUUGUGUAUUGCCAGCCUUGUGUAGAUAUUAGGUUCUGUGGGGUCAAGUUUGAAAUAAGUUUAAAAAGUGUUUAAUUAAGAAAAGGUGGUACUUGUCGCGAAUUAUUGCUUUAUUUUUCUUAGCGGUUUGGAAGUGUAAGUGGUGUUACUCAGUAAGGACAUUUCAUUGAACUGUGCUUUACCAAGUGAAGGACAAAAGGUCAAGGUAGCUUACAAAUUAUGAUAAACUUAAACAGGGCGUGAAAUUAAUUUUUUUUUCUGUUAGCCACUUGGCUCCUAAAUUCUUCAAAGUGGUAGCCAAUUCAAAAAAAGUUGGUUGCCAUUUUCAAAGACAAACAAAACCUUUUUAUAUGCUGUCAACAUUCUAGAUAGACCCUCCAAAUUUAAUUUAGGGAAAAGAUCUAACGUUCUGAAAAAUAGACACUAGGAUGGAUGAUAUACAACUUUCAAGCUCAGCUAAAUCCAAGAUGGCGUCUAGUUAUUGAUUGAGAUGCGUGUGCUGAGUUUUGGAAACAAACUUAACGAGGAAGUUUGCCACGGAUUUAUCUUUGCAAAUCUUUUUGAUUCACUAUGUCUCUCGGUAUGGUUGUGAUGAAACAUUCUAGUCACCAAUUUGGCGACUAAUUCUCAAGAUUUGGUCGCCAAAGUGAAAAAUUUAGUCGCAUUGGCACCUGUAUUAGGCACAAUUUCAUGCCCUGUUAAAGACUAAAACUUGAAUUGUUUACAGGGGUGUGUAAAUUUUUCCUCAUUGAACCUCUAGACUGAUGCUAAUUGAGCCUACUUAGCACUGUGCUAUGAUGUAGAAAGGUUGUAAAAUUAGUAUUCACUGAAAAAGGGUGAUAAAGGUUCAGCCAUUGUAAGUAAUUGCCAUAUUGUUAUAUAUCAAUGGUCAUAGGAGGAAUGAAGGAUAGUUAGUUACAUGGACUAUUAAUAUCUAAUCACAGCCAAAAGCAACAGGGAAAUUAGAGUAUAGUAGUGGAAAGACAUAAAGAUUUGUUACAUAUCAUCUUGUGCAAUUCCAGAUGGUAAAAAAAGAUGUGAUGUUUUUGCUAACCCUUUGGGAAUGACUGAAUGACUCUUCACUUUUUACGUGGAGUUUUAACUUUACAUCAACUCAUCAAUUUAACCCCUUUUGAACGAAGACCACUGACUUUUGUCUUCAAAGCUUCAGAGACUUGUUCAGAGCUAAUUGUAACAUGUAGUUGUAUCACAAAUGAUUUUUGUAUACCUAUUCAGUAAUUUAGUGCUUCUAAGACAGUGUGGUUGAGAUACUGUGCAUGUUCUAAUUUUUUUUUUUUGUUUAUUGUAUUGUUUAUUGACUAUUGUAUGAUAAACUAGACGCAUAACUGCAUGAACUCGGGCUUACUUAGGGUGCAUUUAAAUUGGCAAUUUUUGUGGCAAUUUUCUAAAAUUUAAUUACUUUUGUCUUAUCCUUCUGAAUAAACAUCUGCCAAGUCCAUCUUGGUGCCCUUAAUAAAACUUUAGAAGUCAAUUCUUCACCAUUCUUUACUAUGGUGGAAAUCAUUUAAAUCUCAACAGAAUUUGUGGUAUGCAGUAAUAUUGUAUGUAGUGCGCUAAAUGCAGAAAUAAUGAAAGACGAUGUAUCAUUUACACGCACAAUAUGUAAAUCAAGUUUAGGCAAGGAAAAUAUCUCUCUGCUGUGGGUCUCUAUCGGGCCAGGGUACCUACUGGAUGGAUAGUGGUGGCAAUUUGUUACUUGUGCACUUGUAUUACAAUGUAAGCCAAUACCAGUUGACUUUCAUUAAAUAGCAAGAGGGAAUAGACAUAUUUUGACCUUUUUGUGGGUUUAAAAAUACAUGUCAUACAGAAAACUGAAAACCACAUCAAAAACCCUGUGCAUUCUCUAUUAUUUCUUACAAGAUUUUCGAGAAGUGAUUUGCUGUCAACUGAAUCAGACUGCACUGUAAUCACUUUUAAGAUCUAAACUUACUUCAGUUCCACAAACAUCAACAGUUUUUGGCAUAUCAUCUAACGGUAAAUACUUGUUCAAAGAUGAAUUUUUGUAUAAUCUUUUGCCAUAUUGAAUAACAUCAGAUAAGGUGUUUUAAUUCCAAUAACUACAUGAUUUUAUUACAGAGUAGCAGAGUGAAUAAACAGCCACAGCACAACUCACAUUGAACUUUCUGGUUUCACAGGCAUGACUCUGAAAAAGGGUACUAUUUUGAACUUUACUAAAGUUAACCCCUUUCAAUUCAAAUAUAUCAUUGUUAUUUAUACUCUGAAAAUAAUGUACUAAGUUAUUCAGUGAUGAUACUUCAAGCAGCACACAUGUACCUUGAGGAUGGCUUCUACCAUAAAUAUCCCUUGCAUGAGAAUCAAAUAUAUUCAAGCCCACAUUACCUUUACAAUAGAUAGCAACUGCAGUACAUCCUAUUUUCAAGACAAAAUUGUUGAAAUUUUCGGAUAUAAGUGAUUGAAAGACUCUAUCCAAGGAGGUACAGUACUGAUAUCCUUCUACUGUAACUUCUUGAUGAAUAGUACCAGUGUAGCUCUCACUGUAUUGAAGUUCAUAGUCAGUCACAUUUAAAAGUGUGGGUAAUUCUGUCUGCAUUAAAAAUGAUUGUCUGGUUAACUGAGACAAACUUUAAUACAACUGAUUUCCAAUAGUCAUUAUUGACACAAGAUCAUUAGCAGAAUUGAUUCCUUGUUUGUUAUUGUAAAUCAAAGAGCAUAAACUCAUUGUGACACAUUGUUGUCCUGAAUUCUGUCCAAAUACCAAUUCAUUAGCUUGGCUAUGUGGUGCCAUUAUUGUUUUUCUAGGGUCAAUGUACAUUGGAGUAGGACCAAGGUUUUCCUCUUUAUCUGAACUCAGUUGAAAUUUACAACAGUUUGAUGCAUGUGUCUGACUCUUAUAAAGACACAUGGGUCUAUUACAAGAAAACAUUGAUAAGUACCUACUUGCUCUAUACUUCAAUUUAAUUAUCCUUUGAUAUACCCUUACAGAACAAUUCAACAAAUACUUCUUAUCAUGUUUUGUAACUUUAUUUAAUCUUACCCUCUUUGAAUUAAGCUUACAAUCAUUCUUUGUAACUCUUCUAACCUUCACAUAAUGACGUAGCCAGGAGGACUUCGGUAUGCUUGGACAAAUACGCUCAUAAACAAACUCCUUCAGUUUUCUGCCGUUUCUUCUGAGACGUUUCAGAGUAGCUUCUGGUAUUCUACUGGGUUCUUGAUCACGUCUAAAUACAGGGUUGUGUUUACAUGUAAACAUAAUAUGAGAUAACUCAUUUGAUAUAGCAGGUUUCACUUGAUAUUUCUCGAUAAAAGGUUCACUUGUAAAGGAUCACUCGUAAAUUGAUCUCUCGUAAAGUUUGCGGACCAAUCUGUUCCCAAAACGCUCCACAAGUUUUAGUGUGGGUCUACCGCAAACGGUGUGUGACUUUGUAUGUAUAUUGGGCAUAAUAGCCAUCAAAUUUCCUUCAUGUACAUCAAGCCAGGAAUUGUCCACAAGGGCAGCCAUUGCUUUAAACCAUGUGCUCUAAGGUUCAUUCUACACAUGCACUCACACUUCACACAUGCGCUGUAGUGGAACUGCAUUUUGUGAUUGAAUGGAAAAAAAAAAAAAAUGAAGCCGCAUUUAUACCCCGAGGUAUAAAAAGGGAGGUUUCAUUUUAUCUGACCUGAAAUUAUUGAUCAAAUAUCUCAGUCAUAAAAGACUUACACAGGUUUUUUGGUUGAGACUUCCAUUCAGCUGGUUAACACCAAGAUGUCAUAUUCAUUUCCACUGUUUCAGAUUUAUAUUUGUGGGUCUACUAAGCUACGUGUGUGUAAUAUGGUCCUAAAAGAAAUGCAGAGAGAGAUAUAAAUGAACUAGAUAAGAGCUCUCUAGAUGAGAUUUCUCCAGUGACUAUUCUGUUGCUUGGACAGUUAUGUAAUUACCUCCUGUCACCAACUUUCCAGGUCAAUAUGCUGUUAUAGAGUAUUACUGAAUGACAUCAGUUGUGUUAAUUGUAGUUGCCUCUUUAUUUGUUUUGUUUGUUUAACCUCUGGCUUAAUUUGGCUGGCAUUUGCAACUUGGUUCUUGGUUUAAUUCAGUGGCAGCUAUUUCCUAAGGAUGACUCCUUGCAAAAUGACAUUGAGGAAAUAGAUUGAAGAAAAGGGUUGUUCUAAUUCUCCACAUUUCUUUACAUUUUGAUUUCAAAGGGAGAUAUCUCACAGAAAACACAAACAAUUUAUUCUCAGAAGUGAGGAGAUAUUGAUUUCUCCUCACAGUUUCAACAUAUUGCCAAGAAGAAAGGUGUUGAGAAGUAAGUGAAGUAGGGAUAUUGUGUUUUUCAAAAUCCCAGAGUUAAGAGUGCACUAGAGGAAUUGAUAUUUGGAUCAUGGUAGUGAAAGUGGUAAUGUACAACCAUAGUAUUUAUGUUGGGCAAUGUAUUUGCAGGUUGGAUACUUUGGUUUAUGUUACAAGACUAAGAAAGGCUAUGAUUGGUGGAUUGUAUUGGAGAAAUCAAUAAAGAAACAGUUAGAACAGAACACUCUCAGUUCUGUUGGCAGCAUCAGACUUAAGUUGAAGAUUCAUUUCUUUGUGACUGGUUCCUCUUGGUUAAAACUUCAAGGCAAACUGAUAAGGUAAUACAGAAAGAAAUCUUUAACCAGAAAAGUCCCAAGAUAGUUUGUGUGUUCAAGUUAUGUUCUCAGCCUGUCCAAUCCCUUUCUUCAUUAUCUUUUUCUUAUGAGACUAAAAUCCUGUGCAAAUUUGAAAAUAUGGCAGAUGAAGUGAUAAAUUCUUUAUUGAGAGAUUUUAUCUUUUUUUCUAUCUAGAGGAUAGUUUUGGUAGUGACUUGACAGGAGGGUUGAAACAAAUAAACAGAAUUCUUACUGCCAAUUUUGCAAGUAUGUAAAUACAUCAAUCAUGUUGUGUCUUUUUUAAUUCUAGGAGCUUUUACUAUUUACAACUCAAAGAUCAAAUUCUUGAAGGGAGUCUGUCAUGUGAAAAAGACUCUGCUGUGUUGCUGGCCUCAUACACUGCACAAGGUGAUUAGAUCUGCUAGUCAUGUUGAAUUUAUUCGUGCUUCAGUUACCAUAAGGUUCUCAUAUAAUUAUUCAACUUUAAUGUUUAUAUCAGUUCAAGGACAACAUCUUUCAGAAAACUUUAACCCAAUGGCUUCAAACCAACCCAAUCUACAUUGACUGUGACUAAUACAAAGGGAAAAGGCUUGCUCUAUCAAUUAUGAAAUUAUAAUUAUGAUUAUUAUCUGAUUCAAACUACAGUCAAAUUGUUAUUAUCUGGACCUCGAGUACCAGAAUUUUUCAAUUACCUGGACUUGCUUCUCUAGUCCAAUUUUUUCCCAUCAAACAAAGCUGAUUGACGUUAUUCCAUUAGAGCUGCUUCAAAGAAUGAUAGAAAUAAAGAUACACUACUGCUUUAGCAGCUUGGAAUAAAUUGAUUUAAAUCAACGCCUGAGGUCAUAAAACGUUGUUGUAAAACAUUGUUGUUGAAAAAUGUUUUUCUCAUUAAUAUUCAUUUUUUAUUAUUAUCUGGACUUCCCAUUAUCCAGGCUAUUCAGCCUAGUCCAUGUAAGUCUGAAUGAUGGAGGUUUGAUUGUAGUUUGAAUCUGAAGGCAAGAAAAAAUUGUUUUGCCACCAUUGGAGUAAAUUUGUAAGUGGAAUUCAUAACAAAUGCUUUGCACUUGGUUUUUAUCUUCAAGCUUCUGUUCCUAAAUAAUAGUUGAUGUUCAGAAUUCUCUCAUUUAUUUUCAACAGCUGAGCUGGGUGAUUAUGAUGCUGAAACAUUUGUUACCUUUGCAGAAACCCACAACCUCUACCCUUCUGUAAGUCUUUUGUUGUAAUGUAACAUUUAAAUGUAUGAUUAUGAAUCAUUGUUAUUAACAUAAGAUACCCACAUGAAGUUGCAAGUUGACUGUUGGAAAUAAUGUCUUUCAGUAAGCUGCUGCAGUUUUGUUUCAUUGUGAUAUUGGUCAAAAUUGUGUGAAACUAUAACAAAAUUCCUUUUCUUCUUUUCCUUUUUCGGGCAGCUAAGAACUUUUUGCUUCAGCAAUCAUUUCAUGGCUUUAAGUUGCCAAAAUGUGACUUUUAAAAAAAUUGAGCUUGGAGGCCUGCAAGCCCCCCUCCUAUGUCCAGCAGGAGUCAUUUGUAUUAAAAUGCUCCUUACAAUACCAUAGAAUUAUCCAUGAAGCAGACAGGUAAUAAAAACUAGGGAUAUUAUUUGGAGAUCAGCCAACAAAUUAACGAAUGGUCAUUGCACAAGGGAGGUUAACACUGUAUUUACUGGAAGUGUAAGAGUUUAUCCAGGACAGUGAAUACUGUAACAAAAAAAUCUUGAACUUCAUUGGUUAUUAACUGCUCAAUUUUCAGUACUAACAAAACAGUGCAUGUAUCAGGCUUGUUUCUGGACAAAUUAACAUCAGUUAAAGGCCUAACUUUGUCACCAGAUAUUUCUGGCAUUAAAUUUCUUUUCAGCAAUUUGCCAGGAAAGUACAUAGCCAAUGAUGUACUGUUCUAUAGGCCUGUGGUUUCCUGGAGGUCUCCUCGCUUUACCAUACUGUUGAAUUUGUAUUUCUGAAGUGGCUCACAAAUGAUUGCACAAUUUACUGAAAAGCUCCCUGUAUUAAGUGGACACUAAAGUGAGUCAGGUGGCUGUCUGCUUAACAAGGUUCACUCUGAUUGCUUUGCAGAGUGUUGCUGCUUCUCAUGCAAAGGAAAUCCUUGAUCAGCAGGUACAGAAUUUUUUAACACACUAAUGAUUUUGUUUACAAUUUUGAAUUAUACAUACUGAUAUAUACAAACUAAGAUAUUGCAAGGAAAGUUAUGCAUCAAAUUUAGCACAGUAUACAUGGUAAAUAUGUUUUGUUUUCUAUCCAAUAAAGUAUACUUUCAUUCACUGAGCAGAUGAGAUCUUGAGUGAAUAACUCCUUCCCAGAGAAAAAGUCUGGUGAGCUCUUUCUGGAAGAAUUGUUCUGACUAGUCUUCGACAUAAACUUUAAUUUGAAGACACUGUUUAUUGGUCUAUCUAUUGCGAAUGCAUGAAAUUUAUUUUUAGGAAGAUAAGGUCAUUGGCUUGCAUUGAUAUGUGGUGACAAAUAUUGUGCUUAAGAAAGAGUAUUAUUUAAGACUGCAUUUCAUUUCAUAAUUGUCACAUUAAUGAUAUGUAGAAAAACAUUUGAGUCCUCCAUGGUCCCACUGCCGCAGGUCUCAUGAUGGCUAGUUAGAUUCCCUUGACCUGUGGAGAUGUGUGUAGAGGAGAAUUACUUGAAUAAGCAUUAAGAAAUUGUCUAUUUUGCUUUUAGGUGAUAAAAUUUUAUAGCCAUCACAGGUAUGUUUGCAUUUUAUAUCAAUGUAAUUUUCUUUUAAUUUGUACAAUCCUCAGACACAGAAAGUAUGGAAUGUUUAUCUGUGGCUUAUAUGCUCAGUUAAUAUGUAGUUUUCAAUGAGGUUCUUUCUUGUAUCACUUGUUAAAAAUUGUGUCUAGCCUAAUGUUAUCCAUUUGUGAAUUACUGCCCCUCAACAUUCUUUUUUGGAACGACUUUUAAUUUUUCUUAUUGUGUAUUGUGAUGGUCUGGCUGAGGAAAGGCCUUAACAUUUCAACAAUUUUACUCAGAUUAUCAGUGACUUGCAGACCUCACUUUUUUGUUGGAAUAUGCUGAGUUUUGAUCCUUCUGUUAAAACUUGUAUCAGCCACUGACUCUGGAAAGCUGGUUUACUGUUAAACAGAGAAUAGACUCCCCUCAACACAUGUCAAUUAAGCUACAAAUGAUUUUAGUCUGUGAUAUUUAUUCAGCUUAAUUAUCAAAUAUUUAAUAAAGGACCAACUUUGUCUGAUUAAAACUGACCAAUAUCAACUUAUGGCUAAUGAUAUCACAGCUGAUCCAACUAAUGAUUGCCCACUAACCAUGGUUAUCAUACAUGAGACCUACCAUGAAAAAUCUGAUUGAUCAAGAGCAUACAAGCAAAAUACAAUAGCUUAUAGAGUUUACAUGAUAAUGUAUCAUCUGCAGCUGAUAUUUUCAACUAUUAUGUUGUGUUCAAAGUCUGCAUAGUAUCCAAGCCCCUUGUCUGUGUUGUGUUCUCAAACAUUUGCAAACUUAGAGAAGUGUCUUCUUUGAAAAUUGUUUAAAGAAUGUAAAAUAAAACAAUUAUUUAAUUUGGUUUUGGUAUGAUAUCAUAAAUUAUCAAACCUUCGGCCCAUGUUAUCCACCUCAGCCUUCAGCUUUAACAGAUAACUCAGACCUGAAUUUUGAUAACUCAUGAUAUCAUGCUGAACAUCAUCCAAUAAUUGCUUAUAACUAAUUAAACUACCUAUUACAGUUACAGUGUAUUGUGAUUUAAUUGCAUAUUUAGAAUGUCUUUUAUUAAUUUGUUCAUUAAAAUUUUUUUUUUUCUGAAUUAGGGGUUUGACACGUGAAGAAGCACAGCUUGAGUACAUUUUGAUUGCUCAACAACUGGAGGGAUAUGGUGAUGAGUAUUACCCUGCAAAGGUGAGCAGCCAUUAGCCAUGUAAUGAAGCUUGAAGCUUCAAUAAGUUCCUUCAUGUUACAGGUAUGAUAUGGUUGAUUUUUUUGCGGAAUUGAAGCCUCUGUGGACACAGCCAAUGAAACUGAUAUGAUUUGAUUUAAAAACAGUAUCUAGUCAAAACAGGUGAGCUGAGUGAAACAUUCUCAGGGAUGUAUCAGCAUCACUGUCUGGUCUGCUAACUAAAUUAUAAUAAGAAUAUUGACUUUUUAAAUUUUAAGAUUUUUUUAACAUGAACUAAAAAAGUUAUGGUUAACCUUGAAAAAUUAUGAUACCACACAAUCAUUUGCCAGUACUAUAGGGGUUUCAUGAAAAGGAACCCAAGCACAAUUUUUUAGCCUAGUACCCUGUACCCUGUACCUUGUACUGUACUAAAUACUUACGGGUAAAUAACUAAAUAGUUAAAUGCUGUUUACCUAUGGCCACUUAUGAGACCUCUUACCGCCCUCUGUUAGCUUGCGACCAGUCUCUUGCGUUUGGGUUUUGCCUUGUACCUCUUUCUGCACACAACUGGCUAUAACAACAUUGGCAGCCUAUUGUGAAAAAAGUUAUUGAAACCCUUGAUACUGGUGUGUUGCUCUUCCCAGCUGAGGAACUAACUUAAAGCCAACUGGUAGUUUUUUAAUUCCCCAAGAAAAUCACCGUGUGAAGUGAUAGCAAUUCCUGUAUAGGAGCAUGGAAUGACUGCAUCAAAAAAUUAAAGCAUAAAUUUUUUUAAAUAUGAUAUAGUAACAUGUACAAAUUUUAUAUUUGUUUGUAGGGUAAUGAUGGUUCUAUCAUUCUAGUUGGUGCAUCAUUUCUUGGCAUUGUAGUUAGACAUCCUCAUGGGUUGCCUCCAGCAUAUUUCAGGUUUGAUGUAACUGAAAUCACUAUGUCAUGGUUGUGGUAUCUUCAAAUUUAACAGUAAUGAAUUGCUAGUAGAAUUCAAUUUCAAGUUUUGAGAGAUAUGGUAACCUAGUUAUAACCUGUAGAUUUGAGCCCCAUUGCUUUGUGUCUCUAAGCAAGAAAUUUCACUUCAACAGUGCCUCCCUUCUACACUUGUAGGUGGGUUGAAAGGUACUUACAAACUGCUUGGUUACCUUGACCAUUAUUUUUCUGAGAGAUUUCCUGUGAUGGACUGGUAUCCUGUCUAGGAGGAGAAGCAAUGGAAACUGAGACAUACUCUCAGUGAUUUGCUCCGUUUACUAGUCAUACUUAAAUUAAGCUACAUUGUAGUUCACGUACAUAUUGGAACUUGUUUCAUUGUGGUACCCUAUGUCUGGUAUAUUUCUCAUUCCACACAUGAGAGCUUUGCACAACAUUUACUACAAGUUAUAGAAUUUUCCUAUAUCAAGGUAACCAUUUUCUCUCAGACCCUUUCCCCUAUUUGGAAGCCGUGCAUGACUGACACUGUCUUUCUCCCUCAUUCAAUUUCAGAUGGCCUGAUAUUGUUCGCAUUACUCACAACAAGAAGUACUUUUGUAUUGAAAGUACCAAAUCAUUUGAUAUCAUCCAAUUUGAAAUGGUACAGUGGUAACAUAUUUUUAUAUACAUACUUUAGAUAAAUUGAGUAAGAUGUGACUUAACUUUUGACAUUUGGUUUUCUCUGACACCAAUCUUGUUGCAUCGUACCGGUUACAUCCUACUUUGGCCAAAUUCUUUAACUCAAGAAGUUCUUAACAUGUAAUUUCUCCCUAUAAUAUUUAAACAAUAUCCAACAAGCAGCUAAUUAAAAUACUCAAAUUUAUCAGGUAUAAGUUGCAGGGUUUGCACUGGUCCUGGAAAAUCUGCAAAUUCCUGGAAAAAGACUACAGGUCACAGAAAGUCUCGGAAAUCUGUUUAACCCAAGCACAAUAAAGUUUUCUGAAUUUAAAUUUUUAAAAGAUGUGUGUAGAAAGAAAGGAGAAUUGAUUUUGAAAUAUUGGGAAUGAAAGGAAUUAAGGUGAAUUUUGGAGUCCUAGAAAAAUCAAUCUGAUUCCUGGAAAAGUCCCUGAAAGUCCUUGAAACUUGCCCUGAAGUUGUUAUCUUGAUCUAGCACCAAAUUCUUGUAACUGAUCUGUGUAAGGAAAUGUGUAGCAGUGAGAGGGGAGAAUUAACAAUCAGAUCUUGAGAGUUAUAACCAGGUUAAUUAUCCUUUUGUAGAGGUAAGAAGGGGCCAAUGUCAUGUAUUGUGAUAAAGGCAAUUACUGCAGGUUUAACUGUCAUACAAUGGACACCAAGGGAUAUCCUCUAAUAGCCACAAGCAUGACUCUGUCUUAUGCCCAAUGUUUUAUCUUCUACAGGAUGAUGCACCAACAGCUAAGUACGUGUGGCGGAUGUUUGUAGCACAUCAUCAGUUUUGCCGUCUGAAUUUAUCCAGGUCCAGCACACGAGCAUCUACAGCAAAGCACCAACCACAUAACAUGUAAGUAUGAUCAAGUGAAACAUUAAAGAACAGGCAUGCUUUCAUGUUCACUAAAAAAUACUAAAGGAAAAGGGAAUGUGUCAUUGGGAAAAAGUAUCAUUAUCAUAGGGAAGUGAAAAGAUUGGAGGAUUUCUAGAUUUUGCCUUAAGAAACACACACUGGUGCAGAUUUUUUUUUCUGAAUUAGUUGAUUAAUAAGUUACCGUAAAGGGUAAAAAAGCUGAUGUUUCGAGCAUUAGCCCUUCAUCAGAGCUAUUGAAUCUGAAUUGCUCUGACAAAGGGCUAACGCUCGAAACGUCAGCUUUUUUACCCUUUACAGUGGCUAAUUUACAUUUUCAACCCAGUUGUUAACACUAAAUUACCUGCUAUACUCUCCCACCGACGCAGCACCACAGUUUCUUUAGAAACUUACCCCUUUAUGAUUAAUAAGUUAGAUGGCAGAGCAGCUGAAAGUUUCAAAAUUCUGCAUUCUGUCUGUUUGAAAGCUUGAAUUGUGUUAUUUCAUCAGUCUCUGGGAGGGGGUUAUUUUGUAGCUGUUUCAUUAACCUUAAGAGAAAUUCUGAAAUGCUUUCCUGACUCAUCCACCUCCUCAAAGACCAGUGAAGACAGAAAUCUCUGGUUUAAUCUGAAUGCCAUUUAGGAAAAGAAAAGCAAUCUUUAUAUACACUUUUGGUGUUAGUGGAAAACUUAGAUUGAUCAAGAGAGCUAAAAUGCUAUGAGGGAUCAGCAGAUCAGUACUGUGAGAUUGGAUUCCUUGGCCCUCUGAAAUUGUACGUAACUAUAUCCCUAAUAUUAAAAGUGAUAGUGGCUUGAUAAGGGGUAUUACCAUGUAUAACUUUAUACUGGAUAUGCAGUACAUUGUAGAUCACAUUUACCAUUUGCUCGUCAAUGUUAUGCAUGUUAAAUCACAGUGACAUACUGUAGGUGCACUAUUUGUACCAGGUGCAAAUUUCCUAAGUUCCUUGCAGUGAGGUGCAUUUAGGUUUUUUCUUGAAAAGAUAGGGUCUGUGCUGUGCACAGAGUGUUAACACUUGGGAGUUUUGUGAUUGUGCUAUUGAUUUGUAAUUCAUUAAAAUUAUUAUUACUAGUACUACCAACUUCUUAGUGACUGUACACUGUAGUUUGACAACUUUUGCAGUAACCUUUUAAGAGUGAAGAAUAGUUAUAGCUUUUAGAAGUCACAGAGUUUUUAGAAUUUAGCACUGAAUAACAGAGCUGCCUUUUAAGACCUUUCUCAGGCCUACAAGCUCUCAGUUGUAAACUAACCUCAUAGUUGCAUAGAAUGUGUAUGCUACUCUGAAUCUGUGUUUCUUUUUUUGCUUUUUGUGAUGGCUAUUGUUGUUGUUGGUCAUAGGUAAAGUAACAUCAAACAGUUCUUUACAGUGUCAAAUGGUCAUGUCUGAUUAUGUUUGCCUUAUAGGUCUUGAAUAGCUUGGAAUAUUGUCUCUGUUGCACUCUGCAUUUGACUCUCUCCCUGGGACUCUCUUCUUGGUGUUGUUGUAAUCUUUUCUCUCUUAUUCUCCAUAUACUAGUCAUAAAUUAGCCAUGGACCUCACUAUAACUUCCAAGAUAUCUUAUGUAAUUAUACCUUCUCACUGCUGUAUAUUUCCUUUUAAAUUACUAUUGAGGAUUUACUGCUAUUAUCAAUAUAACACCUUCCAGCUGAUGUAUUUAUCAUUUCUUAUCACUUGUGAACCAAAUAAUGUAUUGACAUUUGAAGGAGAAGUCAUAUGUUAAUCACUUCUCAGAGUGCCAGGGGUACAGGUAUAAAGUUUGGCUUGGUCUGGCUUUGCAGCUCACAAGUUUUCUGGAUUUCUGUUUUUUCCAGUCCUGUACCAUGUUGCUUUUGUUGUUAUUUCCAUUGUUGGAUCUUUUAUUAACUUCUAAGCUGUACUUCUAUUACAAUCUCUGUGUGACUCUAACAAAACUCUGGUCUAUCAUAAACUAGAAGCACCUGCCUUCUGUGUCUUCCUUUAAUGCCCCAAUAAAGGAGACACCUUCAUGCUAACAUAGAGCGACUGUGUUUAUCUUUUGUUCUUGCUCCACUUGACUCCUUAUAAAUGGGCACUUUUUACUCUUACCUCUCUUUUUUAUGGACUUCUAUAAGUAGCUUUGGUUUCCUUUCAGAAUGUCAAAAUGUCAAUCACUGUCAUUAUCUGUCAAGAGUCCUUUUGAGGCCCACCCUCACCUGGAUGAUCAUCUGUUACCCUCAAGUUCAAACUCUUCUCUGUUAAUGUUUUUGUAAUCAUCAAAGGUUCCCAGUGAUCUUACAAUCCUGUAAAUGAAUGAUAAAAUAACCCUCACAUAUACAGUUCAGAAAUAUAUAAAUUAGGAACUGACUCUGAAAUUCCUCCUGGCUGAGCAUGCUUUAUGGUGGUCGCUUGUGAAGUUUGUUUAUUUUCAGACUGUUAAUAAAAGUUAAAGAUAAUUUUCUCAAUAAGUGACAAAAGCAUACUCCCUUUUUUUGAGAACCCCUUUUUUUUUUUACAAAGGAUGUCAAAUCUGAGAUAAACUAAACAGGCUGAAAGUCUAAAAAACAUCUUUAUUAUGCUCAUUUUUCUUGUGAAUAAUUAGUGUAAAUAAAGGUUAAAUAUCUGUAAAACUGCAUUCUAAACAGACAAUAAAUCCAAAGAAUGGCCACAUUUUGAAAUUUAAUUAACAGUGUGUUUUAAAGAAUAUUUCAGUUUGCAUUCGACGUUAAUCUCUUGGUGAAACCCGAAUAAAUUCACAGAAAACACUACAUUUUGAUAGUUUUCCUCUUGUUGUUCGCGUUGGUUUAUUGAAUUACCACACCUCAUAUAAACGUUUCCAGACACAAGAAGACAUCCAGACUCGACUUCAAAAUUGACAUUUGUUUUUAGAAAAUGCUUCAAAUUGUCUCUUUCUACGGCUAAUUUACACGUGCAAUUUGGAGAUGAGCUAUAAGCCUCUCGCAUAGAACUUGACAAAAACUAAAUUUUUUUUUUUUUUAGAAAAACAUCGGCAUCCAGUUCAUGUUAAGGUUUACGAUUUAAAGACCACUAUAUCGCCUUUUAAAAGUGCUAGGGAUUGGAAUUGAGGAAAUAAGAAAACACAUGACAGAAUCACUUUUUGAAACAAUAGUUGCCCGACCAACCAACAUUUUUGGGAGAUAGCAGCUAUUUAAUGCGAUUCUGCUAAAGCGCUUUGUAGAGCCUUAUCAUAAAUUUUUCAACAAGCAAAGCCUUUUUCCCCAUAAAUAUGUUUAUGCCUAAGAGUCCACGUUAACGUUUCAUGAAAGGUUACUAAGUGAUGUUAAAACAUGAUGUUCAUCAACAACACGUAUAACAAAGCUACUGUGACGACUAUGGAGGUGUAAAAGGUGUCCUAAACAGGGAAUAAUCGUUUCUUUUCUUCACGGAAAGAAAUGCCUUGCAUUAAGGUGAAGUUACACAUUGGUCUCGAGUAGUACAGUAAUCCAUCACACUGAAAACGCAAAAUCAUUAAUAUUUCGCUAAUUUUAAUAUCGCUCAAAGUAUUGCAAAGUUCUAACAAAGCUGCUCGAUCUAACAAAAAAUGUCUUGAAAUCUUGCCGGAGGCAAAUCACAAGUUUUGUUCAUGUGGAAAAAAAUUUAUUUCACAGUUGUCGAGUACCUCUUAGGUGCAAUUUUGAGACAAGGGAAGAGAAGCGGUAAAUUUAUUCUCGCGUGGCGGUACAGGCCCACAGCUUCGAGCUACAGACACAGCGACUCGAUCUGUUUAUAAGAGGGAACAGGACUUCUACCUCGCGUUUCUUUUAAACGGAACACUCUUGAAGGCCUUGAUAACUCGGAAAUAGAGCUCGUUUUCUAGUGAAACCGAGUAUGGGGUCUUGCAGCACACAAUCAAGCGCCAACUUGAAAGGUUUUUUUUUAUCUUCGCGGAGCAAAACGCGUGCCAAGUGCGUGCGCUGAAUUGCCCUUAUCAGUCGCCUUAAAAAUAGAGUUCAGAAGCGACCGCCUUUAUUAGAAAUGCGCUCUGAGUAGGCUGGCUGGCUCUUACUAUCAGCUUUGCUGUAAUAACUUGACAGAGCUGUUUAUUUUUGCAAAAGUAAAGUAAUCAUUAGGGUACAACUGGAUGGCUUAAGUAAUUAUACCAUUUCGCAAAUGCAAAGUUUGUUAGACUGAAUGAAACAGAUACAGAGAAUUUAGAGAAAAUCGAGGAAACUUUUUGUAACACGCGUAGAUUACACUUUUUAGGGCAAAGAAUGAUUGGUUUCCAAAUCCAACGGAGACAUUUUUUUUGUCACUGGUCGCGAUAAGACAGCUUUAAAGAUUUCGAAAAUCAUAGCGAUGAUACCGAUUAGAACGUGUACGACGAACUGUGAAAAGUAGAAGGAAAGACAAAAUAGAUAACGGGGCGAUAGCAGAGGAACAAACACACUUAGUCGGCGGUAUUUACAAGAUUUACUCUUUCUGUUGAACUGCGCGAGCCAUGUUGAUUUUUUGAUGUGAACGUCUCUGGUUUUUAUCCAUGUGAAUCAUUCCGUCAAUAGACAAAUUGUCUCAGGCUUAAAUAAGAAAAUUGUUCAAUAUCUUAUGUCGGUUGUUAGGUCGUGUAAUAUACUAACCAACCUUUAAUAGCAAAUCCAUUACUGUAUUGAAACAAAAAUUGACCAUGUCCACGAAAUGUUCUCAUAUUUGACAAAGUAGAGUUACUUUUUCUGCUGAGGUGCAGAAGUAAGUAAGCUUUUCCAGAGUUCACUUUAUUUCCUCAGAGAUGCCGUUGGUUUUUUUUUCUACGUACCUUACAAAUAGAGCAAACAGAAUUAACACAUACAAAAACAUGAUAAGGAAAUAAAGCAAAAAAAUUUUUACCCAGUACAGUGUCCGUGCAAACAGUGAACCCGUUGUUUACUUUAAGGGAAUUUUUUUUGAGAAGAAUCAGUUUUUCUGGUCUUUGAGGGCUUUACAGUGUUUUUUUAGUACUUUCUUUCUUUCUAUCUUUGCCAGCAAUUAGAAAAAUCGGCUUAUUCUUGAACCGAGAAUGUUUAAUUGUCUUAUUUUUCAGGAUACUUUUUACGAAAUUACAAUUUUCUGAGGCAGAAGAAUAAAUAUUCAAUUAGUGAUUUUUAAAUGCAAAGUUGUGUCUCUGAAGUCGCCGACUGUCCAACCCACUAAACAGCGAAAUAGAGGCUCUAAAUAAGCUGCAUAUUCUCUCUGUGCUCACGUGAGAUUUUAAAGGACAAGGAAACUUAUCUUUUUCUAAUAUGCUAACUGGUGUGGCUCUAAACACUAUUGUUUCUUUUUUUCUAAGAAAUAACUCUUUGACUGACAGAUGCUCCUACAUUUCUCGUUCGUUUCCUUGACCAUCAUUUUUGUCACGUAAUGGGUUGCCAUAGCUAUUUCAUUGCCUGUUAGAACUCCCGUAAUUGUAACUUUAAGCGCUUAUUAUUCAAGAACGAGAUCGACAACCCCCUUUUUUAACAUCAAAUUGCAAUCAGCAAGUCCAGGUUCAUAUUUUUAAAAAGCGGUUUUUAUCUGUGUUGUAGGCCAGAGCCACCUUACUUUUUCGUUAAUUUCCCCGUCUAUGUGGGCCCCUUUUCCUGAAAUGGAUUGAGCUAAAUUAUUGUUGACACCAUCGUCUUCGCUGUCGUCAUCAUCGUGUCGGGCCUUAGAAAUCAUCCUUUGCUUCUGUUGUAACAUUUGUUUGCUUUAUCCUGAAAAAGAUCUUUUUUGGAACAUUCAACAGAAGCAAACUCUCCUUUCAUCGUUAUCUGAAGCUUUACCCUUAAGCUAUGAACAUGGUUAAUUCCCUCUCAACAAUUUGUGAAAGCAUCUCUGUCUCAAGUCUAGAUACGAAUCUGGGUCACUGUGUAAAUUUUUUGCUACUAUCAUUUGCAACGAAUACUUAGCUUCAGCUUUGAAGGCUUCUCUCUGCCAUUUCUAUGCGGCGCCUAAAUGAGUACGUUUUUUUUUUAUAUUGUUUGCCGCCUGUUCCUUCCUUUCACGACAAGCUGGCGUCCUGAUAUCGCUGUGGACAGUCAUAUUGGAUCACCCUGGCCUUGACCUAGCCUCCCUGAAGUUAGAAAGAGGGUGGCGCUAAUUCAGAAUUAAAAAUUAAACUUAUUUUUAGCAUCCCUCGUGUGAAAGCACAUGUUUGGAGAAAAAUAGUUUGCGACAUUUACCUUAGAUUGAUACGAAUAAGAUAAAAGUAAAAAUGUAAACUGUAAAUCGCUCCGCAAUACUAUACAACCGAAACAAAAAUUUAGAAUAUCGUCGGACAACCUGGCCCUGAAGAAGGAGGAAACGAGAGUGUGUGUCGAUAGUUGAUCCCCAAACUGAUAGUGAAUCUAUUGUCGACACAAACAGUUCGUAAAUUGAGCAAAGGCCCCAAUAACGUGACCGAAAUGGAAUAGCUAAAGUGAAAUGAUAUGCAUUAGGAACUAGCCAAGCAAAGAGCGCAAUGCGCUAAACCGUUUCUUUUUAAAAAUUUAAUCCAUAAAUUCGAAUGUCUUAAGCACGGCUAAACCGACAACUGUAAUGAAGAACAAAACCAAAAACCACAGAUUUUGAUUUCAAAAACCGAAACUUUUCCCAAAAAAUGACCAGAAGUGGAAAACCGAAAUAGCCAGCCAUGCUAAAGUUAUUUUCCUCUAUACUGUAACAACUUGUGAGUUUAUCUAUUUCAGCCAGCGUUACAUUUGACAGGUCCCAGUAGACCUAGUAGUGCAAUCCGUUUUAUUGGUUUUUGUUGGUUUAUGUUUGUCUGUCUGUUUGUUUUUUCAGUAGACUGGGCAAACAUGAAUUCAAGAAGAAAACUGGAGUAAGUAAUUUUACGGGGCUUCUUACAGGAUCUGUUAGUACAUUUUUCUGUAUAUUUAUUCUUCUGCGUGUUUAAAUUUCUGUGUUUGCAAAAUAAUUUAUAUUCCCUAUGUAUUGAGUUCAUCCUACCGAAAAAGUAGAUGAAGUACUGGUACGUUCGCAGGGAUUCUUAUACUAUUAGUUUUUGUUCCUUCUUUGCAGGUUGUUGCUAGCAGUGAUGGAAGUGGAUCACUAAGCUCAUUUAGUAAGUGAUAUUCACAAAAUUUUUAAAAAUGUGUUUGUGUUUGUGUUGGCAUGUCAGACCAAGAGAUGAGAAGAUUUUAGACUAACUCCUUUGUCUAUUUAACGAAGAAGUAUUACCUUGCGCCGCCAGUCUGAAGAUGUUUACUAAGUUAUUACCUUCGAGAAGGAUCAUGUUGCUUACUCUUAAAUUCACUUCUCAAAAAUGAUAACUGAAAAGGUCAAGCACUUGAUAUUAAACUACCUAGGAAAUUCAUACCAGCACCCAACUUUCCUUUGUCAUCUUCCAAUGUUUCAUUUAGUCAGCUUUUGUUUAAUUCAAGUUUAAAAGUUUCAUUUUAAACAUACCAGACUGUCUGUAGAAACAGACAAUUUUACUUAAUCAUUUCUUGGAUGAUAUGAGCUACUUCGACGUCAAGCUUUAAAAGUGCACUUUAUGUAUCAUGUAUUGUUUUCCCUGUGAGGAUUAUUUUUCCAAUUAUUUAUUUUUAUGUAAUAGUGUAGUUUGACCGUCCGGGUGAGUGUAGUCCUGAGAAGGACUGUUGUCGGUAGUGGUGACUGCUUACCCGACGAGCGCAAUUAGUAUGUAAUACGACAGACAGCUUAUCCGACGAGAACAAGUACCUUAACCAUGUUUUUUCAAAGAACAACUACAACGAAGACUAUCCAACGUAACACUCACAGACCUACUACUACAACCGAAGCUAACGUCAACGCAAUUCAUACGACCACAGCCACUAUACCAUACAUAAAGGGCAUAUCUGAGAACAUCUCACGCAUCCUACAACCAUUCGAUAUCCGCGUCGCUCACAAACCUAUUACCACACUACGUCAGUUACUGACUAACAUCAAAGACAGAGACGAACCGAGGAACAGACAAGGAGCAGUAUAUAAGAUCAAUUGCUCCGACUGCCACGCCUCCUACAUCGGUGAGACUGGCAGAAACCUCGCAACUAGACUGACUGAACACAAACGAGCGACGAGGAAAGGCGAUGUCAACAAUCACAUUGCUGAACAUCACCGACUAACGAACCACACUAUUGACUGGGACUCUGCGCAAUGCCUAACCUACAGCACCAACUACUUUCAACGAUUGACCCUGGAAAGCUGGUUUACUAACUUGGAACAGACUCCCCUCAACAGGUGUUAACCACUACUGGCACCAUACAAACGACUCAUCCACGACAUUAACAUUACAAACGAACCGAACAGAACGACCUAACUUUACUAACGGAUCCAAACCGACCAAUCACGACCGACCUACGCCACUUGAGUCUUACAGCCAAUAACAUUACGGCAAAACUGACCAAUUAGUGUACACAAACCGGACUAAGUACAUUCGACUGACAACAACCUUUCACUUGACUCUGAUGAUGACUUCCGCUCAGGUCGUCGAAACGUCAGUCACCACUACCGACAACAGUCCUUCACAGGACUACACUCACCCGGACGAUCAAACUACACUAUUACAUGUUACCCCCGGGUUCAAACCAUUUACUGUAUUUAUGUUUUAAUCGUUUUUGCCAUUUUGAAGAAAGUUCAUUUGCCUGUGCCGUUCAGUUGAUUUAAUGCUUCAUGAAUUUGGCCAGAGAAGGACUCCAUUUUCAGUAGCGAUGAAUUAGAAAAAAAGAUCUUUAUCUUGGCUGCCUGCAAUCUGGACAAAUGGAACCAUAUAUUGUAAACACAAAGAGCACAUGGUUUUUGAUAAGUUAAGUCUGAAGGCAUUCUUGGUUUUAUUUCAGGCUCAGUGACAGGCUUAGAUAAUCCUGUUUUCACUGAACGCAGUGGUACAGGCUCUGACACUGAUACAAGAUACAGCGGCAUACAACACAAGGAUAACACUGACUGUGUAUCACGUGACUCCUCAAAUUCAACCAAUCGCAGCACGUUGCCCAGACCUCAUUCUCUAAACUUGUCUUCAGUGAACAGUGGACAUGAGUUUUUACUUCGUGAUGACUUUUGUACCUCACAAAACUCUCUUGAUCACAAUCGAAGCCUUUAUAGCCAUGGAUUGUUAAACGGUGCAACAGUGACUAAUGAGGUGGGAAGCUCACUGUCUAUGGACUCAGGGAAUCCCCUUGGGACACAGUCACUUGAGAGCUUAAAUGACAGAAGUCACAACACCCCGCCUUCUAACGCUUCAUCGGACCAAGCCUGCUCUCCAAGCGUUCGUGUGUCAAGGUGUGUGGCUGGAAAGUUAUGUUAUACUGUAGUUAUUGACAUAAGAAAAAACUACAACAACUAAAACAAAAUCCAUUCAACCAGUAAACAGACAGAAGAAACAGAUGGAUUUCUAAAGCUACAGCAGACGUGUCAGUGUAGGAGCGUCCAUGUCUCCGUUGUUAAUGGUUCUCAUCUUUGAUAGACUGAAAGGCCAUUUGAAUCAAAUAUAGUGCAAGAAUUCAAUUCAAUUCAAAUCUAGUGCAAGAAAGACUUAGAAUUGUCCCUAGGUGCUUGAAUAGCAAGACCUUGGUAUAAAUGGUUAUUUUAAUUGUCCUUAUUUUAUUUCUUGCAUUUUCUGGUCUUUUAGAGUAUUUUUCACCCUUUUGAUUUGAUUAAUGUACACUGACUUAAUUUUUGGGUAUAAUAGUUAUGUAAAAACAUAAAAAUGUUUUGAGCAUCAAAAUUUUUCACCCUCUGCAUACGCCGGUUUAGAAGAAUUUAUGGUGAUAAUAGACACUACUUCUCAGCGAAGCUUGAAAUUUACAACCUGAAUCUUGGUCACGAACCUUUGAUAUAAACUGUUUUACUUUGGAGUUCAAACUGAAGAGAUUUAUAAUCUUGAUAUGUAAUCUCGGUAUAACUUCGAGUGAGUUGUAAGUGAGUGUGUUAUAUUCCAGACCAGCCCGUCCAGUUUCUCUUAGUUUGGAACAGUUAGUGGCAGACAAUGCAAGUGAAGUGACUGGCCGAACCAGUGGAUACAGUACAUCAAAUGACUCAGACCUAGAGGAAGGCAGGGAUAUGGAAUAUGAAUGUGGCAAUGAGUUACCUUUUUCUCGGGAAGCACAGGUAAAGAUGCGAUUAAGCACACCAUUAAUGUACUUAUUCAGUAUUUCUGUUGAGUAUCACAGCGCGAGGCUUUUUGAAUCACAUUUUAAUAAGGUGAAAGAAUGGAAAAUUGAAAUCGAACUAAGAAAAACAAUAACUUAUUUAUGAUUUCACAGAAUUGUUUAAUUUAAUUGCAGCUCGAGGAAUUAGAAAAAAUCUUCAACGAAGGACAAGUAUUCACAGAAUUUCAAAAGGUCGAACGGAGAAGUGAGGUAAGAACGCUAUCAACUGAUUGAUGCCAUAUGCAAUCGAUCGGUUAUUGUCUGAUUUGAGUGGCCUCACUAAUCAAUCAUCACUUUAUAAAUACAACAAUACAACCGUUCCGCUAACACAAGGACUAGCCUUCCUCUCCUUAUAAUUAUCCUAAUAAGUAGGUGAAGCAACAUCUGUACUUUUCUUCCGGUGUUUGGGCGUGAUCAACAAUCGCGUAGUUUUGCUCAUAAUUAGGUGUAUGCCAUGCGCGGAUUCUGAAUGAAUCUCGUCGUUGGAGUAAUUUAUUGCCUUCUGGUCUGUGUGGGUUUUGGUGGGUACCCCAUCAUAUUUGUGCUAAGAUCGCUUCUCUAUCGCUAUUACUAUAACCCCUAUUUGAAAUCACAAGAUGAAAGAUUUACUUUUUGUUGUGGCCUUUACUAUGUAUGUUAAAGCUCGCUGUGAAGUAUGGUGAAUAAGCCUUAAUAUUGCAGAAGCUAACAUCUGCCAGUGCCCAGUGCGGUGGGAAUGCAGAGAAAAACAGAUAUAAAGACGUCAUUCCCUACGAGGUAAGACGAGCUGUGUUCGGAACGUGCAAGGUUUUCUUUGAUGGAAAUAAUUUUUCUGAGAAUAGAGGGUGCUGGCGUUUUACAGAUUGAACUCUCCAGUUAUUUUCUGCUCGAUUGAUUGUUUCUGUCUUAUCUAAAAGGAAUCUCGAGUCCGUUUAAAUCCUCGCAACAAUUCAAGUGGCAGCGAUUACAUCAAUGCAGACUAUGUCAAGGUAAGAACUUUUUGAGUGUGCCAGCACCUCAAGACGUGUUUUUCGUAUUGUUUGCGCUGUGAAGGCAUUAAAGCAGGAGCAGUAGCUUAUGAGUUGAACUAGAGUGCAAUCUCAAACUGUGAAGGCCGGUGAGGACGCCAUGCGCGCGUCAACAACGAUACAUUAUUCAUUUUAUUUUGACGAAUGAAUUUCACACGCGGUAAUGGUUGUAAUGGUAGUAAUGGAUUGGUUCUCGUUAAGCACAUUUUAUUCUAUAGAGCAACAUCUCGUUAUUUACCUCGUAGAAAAUCUGCCUCGUGUGUGGUGUUCGUCAUAAGGCCAUAUCUAACCUCUCUGUUCGUGUUGUAAUCUCAUUGCAGGAGGACGUGGGGACUAAGACCUACCGUUACAUUGCCGCCCAGGGCCCCAUGGAGAACACAGUGGCUGAUUUCUGGCAGAUGGUGUGGGAGCAGAAUGUUACAAUUAUAGUGGCUGCAACAGACGACAAAGUAGGGUAUACAUUCUGUCUGUUGACUUCAGUGCACAGCAACGUAAGCCUGUGCUUAGGGUUUAUCCGAAUUUUCUGUUAGAACAAACGACCCAAAAAGUGAGGUUAGCAAAGGAUUUCUUCAUGACACCUGAAAAGGGUAAUUGUGGAUAAAUGAAUGCGUGUGGAGCGUAAAUUGUUGUCUGAACCGUUUUUUUAAUUGUAGUUCUUGUAAACAAAGUUUCUUUUAAAGGUUUUCUCGACCGUCCACUCCGUCGAUUUAAUGAGUGUAUAUUUUCUGGGUAAAGUAAUACUUAAGAUAUGCUGACGCUGAACGGUAAAUGUUAAAAAAAAUAAAAAUAAUGAAAUGAAUUUACUUCAUCAUGUCCACCACGUAGCUCUUCAUCUGAAGUGACUGCCUAAUUACAGUUGGAAUAUAUAUACACCGGCACUAUAAAUGAAACAUUCUGUUUCUAGGACCAUGGUGUAGUGUACUGAAUCAGUUCAGUUUCUUUCAACAGGUUAGCAGCAAGAAUACGUGCUAUCCUUACUGGCCAGAGGACUUGGAUGGGAGCAGAAAAAAAUUUCGAAGUUUUGAAGUGGAAACAGUUUCUAUCCGGAUUACAUCGUCAUUCAAGGUGCGUAAACUAUCGCUACAUAUGGCUUCUUCAAAGGAAAAGAAAACGAUUUGUCAUUUGCACUUUACUGAUUGGCCUGAUCAUGGAGUACCACAAGAUCCUAAACAUUUUCUUGGUAAGUACACUCCUCUUGCAUAUGAAAAACUAAACGAAAUGGCUUUUUUAUUCUUGCCAUUAAUAUAGAACUGGUCGGGAAAAUGAGCAAAUCAGCCCUACGACCAAUACAGUAAUACCUGAAUGUGUAGAUAUAUUAGUGAUGAUAAAUCUGGUGUACAUGAACUAUGACUGCUCAAAGUAGACUAUAGUAAUAUUCAAUUUUCCGAGUCAAGAGGAGGAUGUUUACAUGACGGGGUUAUUUUUUUCCCACACACAGGAUUAUACAAGAAUUAGGUCCAGCCAUUUAACUCGAAAAAUGUCUGAGGCCAUUUCUGAGUUGUGAUUGUGAGCGAAAAUUCCCUCCUCCUAUCCAUCAUUCAAUAACUCUGUCACCCCUUCCUUCCAUUCCUGUUAACUCUUCGAUAAGUCUGCUGACUAGUGCAUAAGGCUUUUGCAUGUUCAGUUCUUGCGUGAGGCUCAACUGAUGGCUGAGAAUUGGUCAAAAUUUUGACAGUCUGCUGAGAAACAAGGCGUAUUUAACUAAUAGCUGAGAUCUAAGAACAGCAAAUUUUACUGAAGGAUGAAAAAUGGGCUGAAAUUAAGACUGUGGGUGCAUUAGAUUUGUACAUAUUGGUCAGAUAAGGCGCUUGGAUAAAUAUACUUCUCAAGAGCGAUAAGCCAUAUGACAUUUCAGUAUUGAUAGGCUUUCCGUAUAAACCUUGUUGAUCCCGAACGGGAGAGAGUUUGUGGUAAUUACAUCACUGUUAAAUGUCGCAUUUUAAAGCAAUGUCGAGAAUUGUCUUUGUUCGAAUUUCCCCUAUAAUGUUACAAAUUUAGGACCAUUUCUGUCUCCCAUGUUCCAAAGACGAUUUUGAUUUUCCACUAAUCACGUGUCCUUGCAUAAAUUAAAAUGUAUCCUUCCUGGGAUACAAUUUUGACUUUCGGGAAAACGAAACUAAGUGUUUCCCAAGUUUAUAUUAUGUGGCACAUACAUUUGUCUAUUCGUUCAUCGCUAGUUUGUUUUUACUUUGUGUGGGGAACAGAAUUUCUGGAUGAAUUAGAGUCUGCAAGGCAACAGGUCAGCUCAAACCAUGGUCAUGCGCAGGAAGUUCAACCAGUGUUAGUUCAUUGUACGGCCGGUGUUGGGAGAACUGGGGUCAUUAUACUUACCGACCUUAUGAUUGGCUGCUUACAGAGUAAUCAGGUUGGUACACCGUUACCUCAAUCCCAUAUAAAUUCCUAAUCAAAUUGCAUAAUUAGCAGAUUUAUUUUGUUUCUAAAGAAAUACAAAUCAUGUCGCAAAUGGACGUGAACUUGAAUCAGAAACUAAGCCAUUAAGUAGAUAUGGACCUUACAGAAGAACAGUGCUUGUCGAGAAGACUGCGACACCCUAUCCUUUUUUUUUUAACAUUAUCUUAAAUUUUACCCUCCCCCCUCCAAUGCACGCGCCUUUACUCUCCCCGUCCUUAAAACAGGAUUGGUCUUUUCCUGUUCUAGGUUUCAACUUAGGGCUGCCUGUCUUGUUUUUCUGAUAUGGAGAAUAAUUGGUGCGAACAGUCUGGAACAUCUUGUCAAAUCUCGUCCUGUCGAACGACUCGGCAGUCGGAAUGGUAGUUUAUAAGAGUCUGAUAGACUUACAUCAACGGUCAAACACCCAUAACGUAUAAGCCUAGCCCAAAUCAUAUUAUGUUUGCUUCUUUUCUUGCAGAGAGUUAACAUUCUUAAGUCACUGAUCCAUCUCCGAAGCCAAAGGAUGCUGUUAGUGGCAAACUUCGGUCAAUAUCGGUUUGUUUACACCGUACUUAUACACUUCCUCAAAAAUAGCAGACUGAUAUAAACUUGGCAAGGUAGAUGAAGAGUCAGUCAGCGGUGGCAUACAGACAGACUUCAGCUGGUGUCAGGAACACCAAAAUACUCACCCUCAACUUCUGGGCCCGUAAACGGCAAUUUUUUUCAACAAAAGAACAGGCAUCAGAAAAAUGGACUUAGGGUUUUUUAAGAUGUCGUGGCAUAAGUG
Pocillopora meandrina is the source of this 26700-nucleotide messenger RNA. The record is from the annotation of a GenBank genome assembly. NCBI's taxonomy places the organism in Eukaryota, Metazoa, Cnidaria, Anthozoa, Scleractinia, Pocilloporidae.